This is a messenger RNA of Entrophospora candida, 1476 nucleotides long. The record is from the annotation of a GenBank genome assembly. NCBI's taxonomy places the organism in Eukaryota, Fungi, Glomeromycota, Glomeromycetes, Entrophosporales, Entrophosporaceae.
AUGCAAAAGCUGGCUUUACGCAUAUUAAGUCGAUUUUCUCGUAAAUCAUUCAUUCGUAGCGCUUGGAAAAAUUUAAAUAGUUUGAGCGAACACGAUGAGUUAGCAGAAGCUUUAGAAACUUUAAUAUCAAUGUCUCACGAAGAAAAUGAAUUUAUAGAAUUAAUUACAGUAAUUGUAGAUGUUCUUUCAGAGGCACCAAUGGCAUCAGCUUUUUUAUAUAGUGCAGCCCUACCCUCAAAAGAAACAUCUCAUAAAAUAACAUCAAGGUUACUCCAAAAACUUAAACCAGGGGGCAUAUACAGAACAAAACCAAAGAGAAGAACACGUGUUAAUGCAUCAACAAUUUGGAGUGUUCUUGCUGAGAAGUUGGCAGGCGAGAUUAGUUUAUCAUUAUUUUCGGAUAGUGUAUGUAACACACUAUUGGAUUAUCUCCAAUAUGAUAAUGAUUCCAGUGUACAAUUAUUUGCCCUGAUUGCCUUGGAGAAAUUUGGAAUGACGGGACAGAAUAAGGAAAAAAUCUUUACUUCUGGCAAGAAUAUUUAUAAAAUUUUACAGACUAUAUCAAAGGAAUUACAGUCCGAUAAUGGAUUGUCUGCAGAUAAGAAUCGUCGAAUGCAAUUAAAAUUUUGUGUAGAAUGGGCUUUAAAAAAUACAUUUGAAUCUAAUAAUAAGGAGGAUUCAUGGGAUAUAUCAGCAGAGAGUUCUGUAAAUUCAAAUAUUAACGUCAUGCUAAAUCCAUUGGAUGCUACAGCCCAUUGGAAAUUAUCGCCAAACGGCUUAGAGUUAAGGAAUGAUUAUUCGACGUUUGAGUCAAUACGUGCGACGAUGUCUGUUUCUUCAGGGAAAUGGUUUUAUGAAGUGAUAUUAUUAACCAAUGGAAUUAUGCAGUAUGGGUUUGCUUUUGAUGGUUGUCGAAAUUUCUUAUGGGCUGGCGGUAUGUCUACAUCAUAUGGAGGAAGCGAAUCUUGGAAACCGGGAGAUGUCAUUGGUGUAUAUAUGGAUGUUAGUCUGGGCUGUGUUCGAUUUUAUUUGAAUGGAAAAGAUUUGGGUGUAAAAUACCCUUUCCAUUUUGCACAAUUUAGAAAAUACCCACCACCACCAUCAUUUUUUUAUCAAACAUUUAAUAGCCAGGGUCAAUUGUCGUCAGAGCUACGUGAUUCAAUACAAAGGAGAAGUUGGCGUACGUCACGUUAUCGCUCCGUAAUAUCGAACUCUGAUUGGAAGCAACAAUUAGAAGCUACAGAAGAAGAUUAUGAUGCUCAAUGUUCAAUUUGUUUUGCCAUGCCUCCUAAACCUAAUAGUAAUUCUAGCCUACCAAAUACAAUUACAAAACUUUCAAUUUCCUCAACGUCCGCCUCAUCAUCCUUAUCAUCACCAUCCACCGCCAUAGUUUUACCACCAACUCCACCUUAUUCACGACCUGCAUCUUCUAUUACUUCAUUAGAACCUGAUAUUUCACGUGGGUUGGAGCAGUGA